Messenger RNA from Vigna radiata var. radiata (mung bean), 2247 nucleotides. RefSeq lists its product as uncharacterized. Bases 211 to 2016 code for a protein of 601 amino acids. The transcript has 2 exons. The record is from RefSeq and is a predicted model, not a curated record. NCBI's taxonomy places the organism in Eukaryota, Viridiplantae, Streptophyta, Magnoliopsida, Fabales, Fabaceae. Gene Ontology annotation, biological process: meristem development; meristem maintenance.
UUCAAAGAAUUCGACUCAAACAAAGUGAAGGUUGUGAGCCACGACACUUCUCUUCUAAUAUCCCGAGUGUUAGACGGAAGGUCAAGUCGAAAGCUAAAGCUAACGCUUACCUCGGAUCAAGUCAGCACCACCCGCAGGUUCAGGAGAAAGCGAAGUUCUAAAGAAAAGAAAGAAGCACAAAAUUUGUACUUGCUGAUUUUCAUCUAUAGUAUGGAGUCAUCACAGGACACUAUUAUAGAAGCAAAAGAAGAACUCAUGGUUUCACCAUUAUCUGGUAAAAACCCAAUUCGAAGAACUGCUUAUUUUAUCAAACCUUGCAUGGAAGGCUCAGCAAAUCUUCCUCGUUACAUGUUCUCUUCUGGAAAAACAGCCACUGUUGCUUCCAACCACGCAAAACUGCCUCUGAAUGUGAUAUACAGCGGAUGGCAUCCUCCAAAUCGAGAAUGGAAUACAUGGGUUCAACAGAUGCAACAAAAGUAUGAAUAUAUGUGGAUAAAGGCUGGGAUAGACCAAGCUAUCAAAGCUUCUACUUUUCUUAUCCAUAGAAAUGAUGAGCUGAUUCUUGAGCUUGCACAAAGGUGGUGUUCAAAGACUAACACGUUUGUGUUUCCAUGGGGAGAAGCAACUAUUACCCUGGAAGACCUGAACGUUUGUUGGGGUUACUCUGUCAUGGGAGUGCCUUUCUCUACACCUCUUGUGAGUGAUGAGGAAAAGGAAGUAGAACAAGAGUUGAUUACUGUGUUUAGGAUGUUUUUCAAAUCGAAGGCCAAAAGGGCAGAUCAUAAUCCAUGGAUGGAGUAUUUCAUGAGAAAUGAAAGCCAUGUAGAACAUGAAGCAUUUUUGUGUUUGUGGUUGUCGAGGUUUGUUUUCCCUGCUAGAUCAUAUAAAUCCAUUCUGAAAAGUGUUUUUCCUAUUGCCAUACAGUUAGCAAGAGGGACUAAACUAGCUCUUGCACCUGCUGUCUUAGCCAACAUUUACAGGGAUUUGAGUUUGCUGAAUAACAAAAUCAGAAUUGUCACAGCAGUGAAGUUAGAAGUUACAUUGUGGGCUCCUAUUCAGUUGGUCCAAGUUUGGGCAUUGGAGAGAUUUCCCUCGUUGCAGCCUUGGCCUCGAAUAGUUGAGCAAGGCCAACUCUUGAUGGCUAAAUGGAACACAGUGAAAAUGGUUAAAAAUGCCAACUUGAAAUUGAUUUUGGACUCUUCAAGAGCUGGAAAUGACUUUAUCUGGUGUCCCUUCGUGAAUUCUCCUCCUCUUCAGCUUUACAAUGAAAAUGACAAGUGGGUAUGCAAAAAUCCCAAUUUUGAUUAUGAAUUAGAAUCCUUUGCUCGCUGCAUGAGAGUCUCAGAGUUGGUGGGUAUGGAGUGUAUAGAACAUUACUGCCCAAAUCGUGUUGCUAUGCAGUUUGGGAUGGAUCAAGACAUUCCUGGUAUGCUAGUACCUCACAAAGAGAAUCCUUGGAUAAGUUAUAGUGAGCCAGUAACAGAUACAAAUUUGUACAUUGCGUUAUGUGCCAGGCAAAAGCCAAAUGUUACUUUUAGGUACUUUCAUUGGUGGAAGCAAUCAAAUCAAAGUAAGGAAGCAAGCAAACAUUAUGAUUGUGUUGAAAGUAGCCCAAAAUAUGCGUUACCAAUAUCAUUAUCUGUGAAGAAAGAGAGCAGCCUAGCCUGUAGCCCAGCACCUGGUUUUACUUGCAAGAUUAAGAGAAAACAAGAACGUGAUUUUGAUGAAAUGGAAAAGCGUCCAGUCAUCGAGUUGUCCAGUUCUUCAAGUGAAGAUACAUGUGUUGGUGAUGAAGAAGUUGAAAAUGUUUUUCCAUCAAUAAGUGUUGAAGAAGCAAGAAGUGUCAAAUACGACAGAAAUGGAAUCAAAAUCAAGAAUCUGUUUUGUGAUAGAGAUGGUGUCAGUAAUGUGAAUAAGAAAUAUGCAAGCUCUAGCAUAGAAGAAAUAGCUUCUGAUCUUGAAAGCCGGAUUGGAAGGCUUGAAAGAGUGGUCGCCAAGCUUAAAGGAGAAAAUUAGGUCAUAAAGUUUAAAAUAUUGGAGUCAAAGCUGAACCAUAGUGUCCUUUUUUUAUAAAUGAAGACCAAGAAUCCUCUUUUGCCAUUAUAGAACAGAGUUCCUAAAUCUAGCUAGUACAAUAGAAUGUGUAGAUUGCUAACUUGUAUUGCUGCUUAUUUUGAUGUGAUGAUCCCUUUUUUGGUACAACCUGUGUAGUUGCCUGUACUUGUUUUUUAGCAAUGGUUAUGUUAC